CGCUGUGAGGCUACGGUGCCUCUGGUGUGCUUGGUGGAGGACAAACGUGAAGCAUGGAAACUAUUAUUGAAUGUUGUUACCAUUAGUCGUCGAGAUCUAAGUUCCACAUUUUGUUAAUUGAAUGAUAGCACCGUGGCAGGUAUAGAGUGGGUGUUUGGCACAACACAUGUGGACGUGUCAUGGAGCCUUCAGUGCAUCACAUCUGGAAGAGACUCUCUCACCGUCUCCACAGGACCCUAAUCCUUCCAAAGAGGAGCAAUUCAGGACAUCCUGAGCAUGCAGCUGUCUCUGCUUCCAGUCACUCCAGAUGUAUCAAGCCCUCCCUUCUGGUGUCCCGGCUUUACCAGCCCUCACACCUGCGUGAUGUGGGACAGGACAGCCGGCUGGCCGGAGAGAUGACCUGCAAGAGCCAGAUGCUCAUGCAGCAGGCGGGGCUCAUUCAUCCAUCCAACCCAGGCUGCUACUACUACCUCCCUGCCAUGGUCCGCUCCAUGGAGAAGUUGGUGCGGGUGAUUGACCAAGAGAUGCACGAGAUUGGUGGGCAGAAGCUGGACAUGCCCAGUUUGUGCUCGGCUGAUCUCUGGAAAACUAGUGAGCGUUGGGAUUUGAUGGGAAAGGAGCUAUUCCGUCUGAAAGACCGCCACGGCGCCGACUACUGCUUGGGUCCGACACAUGAGGAGGCUGUGACGACCCUCGUUGCUCACCAGGCAAAUCUCUCAUACAAACAGCUGCCUUUGCUUCUUUACCAGAUCACCCGCAAGUUCAGAGACGAACCGAAGCCAAAGUUUGGCCUUCUACGGGGGAGGGAGUUUUACAUGAAGGACAUGUACUCCUUUGAUGUGAGUGAAGAAGCAGCUCAUCACACUUACAGAUCUGUGUGCCAAGCGUAUAUGCGGCUCUUUGCCCGGUUGGGCCUGCGUUGCGUUCAGGUGAACGCAGACACGGGAAACAUCGGUGGUACACUCUCCCACGAGUUCCAGCUGCCGGCAGAUAUCGGCGAGGAUCGGCUUCUUGUCUGUGGAGACUGCUCCUUCUCUGCUAAUGUGGAGACUCUGUCACUAGACAGAACCGACUGCCCGCAGUGUAAAAAUGGCAAACUGAUAGAGUCAAAGGGAAUAGAGGUGGGUCAUACGUUUUACUUGGGUAAAAAGUACUCCCACAUAUUCAAGGCAUCCUUCAGCAACCAAGAGAACAAGCCGACUGUUGCUGAGAUGGGUUGCUAUGGGCUUGGGGUGACCCGCAUACUCGCCGCUGCCAUUGAGGUUAUGUCAACCGAAGAAGGGAUCUGCUGGCCGGGUCUUAUUGCCCCUUAUCAGGUUUGUGUUUUACCUCCUAAAAAAGGAAGCAAGGUGGACAAUGCAGUUGUCUUAGCUGAGGAACUUGUUCACACAGUAGGGGAAGCUAUUCCUCAUCUGAGAAAUGAGGUUGUUCUUGAUGACCGCACACAGAUGACCAUUGGAAAGAGACUGAAGGAUGCCAGCAGAUUAGGCUACCCAUAUGUUGUCGUAGUAGGACAGGCAGCUCUUGAGGAAACACCAAAGUUUGAGGUGAUUUGUCAGAAGACGGGUGAGACAACAUUUCUCAGUAAAGAAGCAGUGCUGGAUCUACUGGGAGGAGUGGAAACUGUAUGAUUAACACCUUUUUUUUAAAUCUAAAGACCUUAUUGCUCACAAGGAUUGAAACUCGCUGUUGAAACGAUAUCUGCAUAUUAAACCUUGGGUGUCUAAAGUAUUUGAUUAUGAUGAUAUAAAUAAAAAGGGGAGUCAAAGC
Molecule: messenger RNA, 1770 nt
Organism: Menidia menidia (Atlantic silverside)
Lineage: Eukaryota; Metazoa; Chordata; Actinopteri; Atheriniformes; Atherinopsidae
Source: the annotation of a GenBank genome assembly